CUGAGCUCCGUGAGGAUUCCCCGAGGGCCGGACUGCAGAGCCGUGCCAGCACUGGUGUCCGGAGUGGGGCUGUUUCUCUGGCCAGUCAGUGACUUCUGCCAUGGCUGUGUAUGUGGAUCACCGGACGGAGGCUCCGGAUUCAGUGGCCUCCCCUUCUCUUAUAACGUGGCACUCUGUCCAACCUCUCCUGGCAGUCGCUUCCAUCAGCACAGCGGCAGGAGGCUGUGUGGAUAUCUACCUGGAGCAGGGAGAACACGUGCCUGACACACACGUGGAGAGAAGCUCUCAGGUCACAUCGCUCUCCUGGCACCCUUCCAGGCCGAUCUUGGCAGCUGGCUGGGAGACUGGAGAAGUCGUCAUACUUAACAAACAAGACAAGGAGCUCCACACCGUGCCGCCAAACCACAGCGCCAAAAUCUCUAUCCUACAGUGGAGCAGCAAUGGCUCCCGCCUCGUGUCUGGGGACAGGCAUGGUAUCUUGUUUCUAUGGAGAAUGGACCAGCGAGGUCGAGUGCAAGGUCCUCCCGUGCUGAAACACGACUAUGGAAAAUGUCUGUCGCACUGCAUCUUCCGACCGCCCCCUCCUGGCGAAGACUUCCUACAGCUGGCAAAAGCUGCUGUGAGUGGUGAUGAGAAAGCCUUGGAUAUGUUUAACUGGAGAAAAGCUGGAACAGAAGCACCUUUGAAAAUAGGACUCCAGGAAGGACUGUCCUUCUUUGUCACCUUGACUGAUGGUUCUGUGCACUACGUGAAUGAGAAAGGAAAGACAAGCCACAUAUUGUCAGCUGACAACCUUGUACAGAAGCUUCUGUUCAUGGAGAAAAAAGAUGCAUUGGUUGUAAUAACGGAGAACCUGCUGUUGUCCUUGCAUACAGUUACUCUCGAGGGAGAUGCCAAGGAGCUCAUGAAGGUGAAGUUGAGUGGGAAAACUGGUAAUUCUGCAGACAUCUUUUUAAUAGACCAUAGCCUUAUUGUUACAGCACUGGGUGAGACAGUACUCAGGUUCUGGGAUUUGGACCGAGGUGAGAACUAUGUGCUCUCCCCCGAUGCGCAAUUUGGCUUUGAGGCUGGGGAGUGCAUGAACUGUGUUUCUUACUGCAGUGCUAAAGGUCUCCUAGCAGCUGGUACUAACAAAGGGAGAGUGGCAAUGUGGAGGAACAUGUCAGUAUCCAGUCAGAGCACAGGGGCUUUGGAGGGCAAGGAGAAGUGGAAGCUCCAUGCAUCUACAGAACUUGAAGGAAAUAUCACUCAGAUAAAGUGGGGCUCCCGAAAAAACCUCCUGGCAGUGAACAGCAUCAGCUCUGUGGUCAUCCUCAGUGAGCAGGCCAUGUCGUGUCACUAUAAUCAGCAAGUGGCUGCUGUGCAGGUGUCUCCCAGCCUGUUUAAUGUGACCUUCUUCAGCACGGGAGCCACACACAAUCUUCAUGUUGAUAUGACUGUGAACGGAGUCUUCGCUACCAAGGAUGCUGUAGUGCUCUGGAAUGGGAAGCAAGUUACUGUCUUUGAGUGCUCAGAAGAUACCUUAAGAAAUGCAGGCUCUUUUCUUUGUGACUCUCCAGUUCUGUCAGUGCAUGGAGAAAAUCUGUACACAGUUGAGCCGUAUCGGGUCCAAGUUCGUACCUGGCAGGGAACAGUUAAACAGCUUCUGGUGUUUUCUGAAGCAGAGGGGAAUCCGUGCCUCUUGGAUGUCUGUGGAAACUUCCUGGCUGUGGGAACUGAUUUGGCUCACUUUAAAAUCUUCGAUCUCUCUCGCAGAGAGGCAAAAGUGCACUGCAAUAGCAAGAAUUUCUCUGAGCUGUUUCCUGGGCUUGGGAACAUUGCAUCUGUCAAGUGCAACGCUAACGGCAGUAAAGUCAGCAUCCUUGUUAGCAAGGCAAAUGGGAGUACUGAUUCCAAGGUCUGUUUCUAUGAUGUUGAAAUGGACAAAGUUACACUCUUUGAUUUCAAAGCUGAACAAGGAAUUGGUAGAGAUAAGCUUUCUUCUGGGCAUGGUACUGGCAGGUCUGUUGUGGAGUAUCCAGAGCUGCACAAUCACAUCCCUGUUUGCCAUUUCUGGGACUGCAGUGAACCGAGACUUUUUGUAUGUGAAACAGCUCCUGAAACAGGUGUACGGCCCCCAGGUCAGAAGAACAGUCAGACUGAGAGCAUGGUGGAUGUUUGGGUCGUAUCAUUCUUCAGUACUGAAGAACACGGCCUUUUGCUUCAGGACAGCUUCCCACUGCCUUCAUCGUGUGAGGUUCUUCUGGGCAUUGAUGUACCACAUUUUUACUUUGCAAAAAAGCCAGGGGAAACCGGGAAAGGACAAGCGGAGUCAGGCUCAAAGGUCUUGCAGAUGGCUUCCAGACGACCCAUGAGAGAUUUCGUUGGAUUAGGAGACUGUGAUAAGGCCACCCGGGAUGCCAUGCUGAACUUCAGCUUCUGUCUGACUGCUGGGGACAUGGACGAGGCGUUCAAGUCCAUCAAGCUGAUAAAAAGUGAGGCUGUCUGGGAGAACAUGGCUCGCAUGUGUGUGAAGACUCAGAGGCUUGAUGUUGCCAAAAUUUGCCUUGGAAACAUGGGUCAUGCAAGAGGAGCCAAAGCAUUAAGGGAAGCAGAGCGGGAACCUGAGCAGGAAGCCAGAGUUGCUGUGCUGGCAGUUCAGCUGGGCAUGCUGGAGGACGCAGAGCAGCUGUACAAGGCUUGCAAACGCUACGACCUUCUGAACAAGUUCUAUCAGGCCACAAACCAGUGGCAGAAAGCCAUUGAAACAGCUGAAGCUCACGACCGGGUUCACCUCCGCACCACUUACUACAGCUAUGCUAAGCACCUGGAGGCAGUCGGAGAGCACGCUCUUGCACUCAGCCACUACGAGAAGUCAGACACACACAGGUUCGAGGUGCCCCGAAUGCUCUCUGAAGACCUGCAGGCACUGGAGAACUACGUCAACAAGAUGAAAGACAAGAGCCUGUGGAAAUGGUGGGCACAGUACCUGGAGAGCCAAUCAGAUUUGGAAUCUGCAUUAAAAUACUACGCACUGGCUCAGGAUUAUUUUUCCCUAGUCCGUGUCCACUGCUUUCAGGGCAACAUUCAGAAGGCUGCUGAAAUAGCAAAUGAAACAGGAAAUUGGGCGGCUUCAUACCACUUGGCCCGCCAGUAUGAGAGCCAGGAUGAAAUCAAGCAGGCUGUGCACUUCUACACCAGGGCCCAGGCAUUUAACAAUGCCAUUCGCCUGUGUAAGGAGAACAAUUUAGAUGAUCAGCUGAUGAACCUGGCUCUCCUGAGCUCUCCAGAAGACAUGAUAGAGGCAGCCUGCUAUUAUGAGGAGAAGGGGGAGCAAAUGGACAGAGCUGUGAUGUUGUACCACAAGGCAGGACAUUUCUCCAAAGCACUGGAGCUAGCCUUUGCCACGCAGCAGUUUGGAGCCUUACAGCUAAUUGCUGAAGACCUCGAUGAGAAGUCAGACCCAGCUCUGCUGGCUCGCUGUUCUGAUUUUUUUAUUGAACAUGCUCAGUAUGAGAAGGCAGUGGAAUUGCUGCUCACAGCCAAAAAGUACCACGAAGCUCUGCAGCUGUGUCUGAAGCAGAACCUGACCAUCACAGAGGAGAUGGCUGAGCGGAUGACGGUCUCUAAGGACUCCAAGGACCUCUCUGAGGAGUCCCGCAGAGAACUCUUGGAGCAAAUUGCAGACUGCUGCAUGAGACAAGGCAAUUACCACAUGGCAACCAAGAAGUACACGCAAGCUGGAAAUAAGUUAAAGGCUAUGAAGGCACUGCUGAGAUCUGGAGACACAGAGAAAAUUGUCUUCUUUGCGGGAGUCUCUAGACAGAGAGAGAUUUACAUCAUGGCAGCCAACUAUUUGCAGUCACUGGAUUGGCGUAAGGACCCAGAGAUUAUGAAGAACAUCAUCAGCUUCUACACCAAAGGGAGGGCCCUGGAUCUGUUGGCAGGAUUUUACGAUGUGUGUGCUCAGGUGGAAAUUGAUGAGUAUCAGAACUAUGAGAAAGCACAGGGAGCACUGACAGAAGCAUAUAAAUGUCUUUCAAAAGCAAAGACCAAAAGCCCUCUGGAACAGGAAAGCAAGCUAGCACAUUUGCAAAGCAAGAUGGCUCUCAUAAAGCGAUUCAUCCACGCUCGGAGGGUUUACUCCGAGGAUCCCAGAGAAGCCGUCAGACAGUGCGAACUUCUCCUGGCUGAACAAGAUCUUGACGACACCAUCCGGCAGGGCGAUGUCCUGGGAUUUCUGGUUGAACAUUAUUUACAAGUGGAGGAAUUCCAUGUGGCUUACCAGUACCUGGAACAGAUGCGGAAAAGAAUUCCAUGCACAAACCUGGCUUACUAUGUCAAGCAGCAGACGAUUGAGGCGGUUCACCAAGGAGCAGGAAUUCCCAUCAGCCAAGCCUUGCUUCCAGAGCAGAGUCAGCACAGCAGCACGGAGAACAAGGACGUGGAAGAAGAAGUGGCUGAUGAAGUGGAAGGGCCCUGACACCUCACAGUUAGCAGCACCAAGGCUGAGCACUACAUCGUUUAUUCUGUAGUCUUUAGGGGUCACAGAUCAGUCAGCAAACUGCUGCAGCAGACUCUUUUGAUUAUUACCAAGAAAUUUAUUUUUUUUCUGCUUGACUCUAUAAUCAACAGUGAUGGAUUAUUUUAAACACUACAUACAAAAAGCAGACUGUACCUAGCCUGGUAUGAAUCUAGUUUUUGUAUUUUAAUAAAGAAAAGUUUAAAAAGA
Molecule: messenger RNA, 4711 nt
Organism: Lagopus leucura (white-tailed ptarmigan)
Lineage: Eukaryota; Metazoa; Chordata; Aves; Galliformes; Phasianidae
Gene: IFT140
Product: intraflagellar transport 140
Exons: 30
Coding region: 101-4462 (1453 amino acids)
Biological process (GO): intraciliary retrograde transport
Cellular component (GO): ciliary basal body; intraciliary transport particle A; axoneme
Molecular function (GO): protein binding
Source: RefSeq, a predicted model, not a curated record